GAAGCCAAUGUACAAAUCGAAAAAGAUAUAUUGAAACAAAGGAAGUGGAGAACAAUACACAAUCCAUUGGGUUUCCUGAAACCAAAUCGAGUCAGAAGAGGUCGUAAUGGUUUCGGUUAACUAAAACCAUUAAGCUUCAUAGUGGUUCGAUUUUUCAAGGGAAUGACUUGUUUCAAUUAUUCGGUUUAGAUUCUCGAUUCAGUUUAACUGAGCCAAUAUAUCGACCCUUGAGCCAACUUAUAUAUUUACACAUGUUCACAAAACUGGUAACUUAUAUAUUUACACAUGUUCACAAAAAGAUUUGUAGAGAUAAUCCCUUACUUGUUGUGACAAAAUUGUUAUAUUUGAGUUUUCACCCUACUAAUAAUUUUGAGGAAGAAAUCACAUAUUGGUUAUCCUAUGAUACUUUGGAGAUGAACAUUUCGGGAUAUUUUUUUUAACAUAUUAGAGUAUAUUGUUGGUUCAUUAUCGAUAAAUCGACAAAAAGAAAAAAAACUCAUACGGCAUGUAUAGGGUUGUGUGAAAAAAACUAAGGAAGAAAUUAAAAGAUUUAGAAAAAAAAUUGCUAAAAAUAAUGGCUAGACUUUCGAAAUACGUCUUCCCACGUGUAGUGAGAUGGUUCUUUUAUUGUUAUAGGUCUUUAAUUUGUUGAAGUUUUUUCAUGUUCAAGUUAUAAUGACUAAUGAGUAAAGAUGGCAAACCAAAAAACUUUGAGUUGCUAAGCUUGCCUUGGUGGUUGGUGCAAUGAUUCAACCGAGUAAUUUUACAAUACUAUAUAGUAUCUGUAUGAGUGCUAUAAGUUUUUGCUUUUAUAGUAUAACUUGAAAUUGUACCUUUAACGUUAUGGUACAACUUUAAAUUGUACCUAUAUUUUUUGCACAAAUUCUUUUAUGGUACAACUUGUACUUGUACCUUUAUGUGAUGGUGGAACUUCAAGUUGUAAAGUUGUACCAUAACAUAAUGAUACAAAUUGCUUUAUAGUACAACCUAAACUUAUACAUUUAAUGUUAUGGUACAACUUCAAAUUGUACAUUAAAGCACCAAUACUAUAUAUAUGAGGUCGUUUGGAUGUGGAAAUUUGAAAACGUUGGAAUUUGUCUGAAUUUCCAUGUUUUACAAAACCAAGGAAUUGACUUGUGGAAAUUAAAAAAAAUUUCACUUUUGGAUAGGGUUUAGUUUUGUGGGAAUUGAUGGUGUGGAAUUUGGAAAAAGAAGUAAGAAAACGUGGUAAUGUCAAAUUACUAGGGGGAGGUGUAGUAUUCUCAAUUACCAUGAAUGUGGUAAUUGAAGCCAAUUUCCAUGGUCCAAUUCCCAUACCCUUUUUGCUCUCCCAAACGUGGGUUUUAAACCCAAUUACUGCAUUAUGUGGUAUUUGGGUCCAAUUACUACAUUGCAUUUCCACGUCCAAACGACCCCAUAGCAUAGUAGAAGUGCUCUGAUUCAACCACCUUCGUCUUUCCUUAUGGCUGGCCUAGCCCUCUCAGCUAUUAAUCUUGUAAGGUGAAGAUAUAAAUGGUUGAUAUUUCUGGAGAUAACUCACAUGUCACAAGCAAAAUCAAUUAAAGUCUGUUUGGAUGCGGGAUUUCGACGGAGGAGUUUGUAAGGGAUUUGAGUACAAAUUUCGCAUUGAAAAUGUCGGGGGCUUUGUACGAAAUAACUUGAAUUGAGACGCAAAAGUUGAACCGAAAACCUCAAAUUACAUUAUUUUCCUCUUCUUCUGCACUUGGUCAUCUUCCCUUAUGUUAUUCAUUUCAUUAUUUUUCCUUGUUCAUCUCUAGGAAAAGCUCCCCGGUCUACAAUGGAAUCGAUGGCGACGAGACCCAUCCUCGCAGCCUAAACAAUUCUUCUCCACCGGUGGGAUUGUGAGCGACAGUAGAGGGCGAUAUCAAUCUCUCAGUCUCUCAUCUAUAUAAGAUUGUUCAUCCAGUUGGAGGAUUAAUUAGAACUUUAAUAGAGGUAGUUGGGUAGGAUAGAGACUAAAGUGACUGGAUUAGGAUAUUUAGCUCGCAACAGAGUUGAGGUUCAUGAUUAAUGUGAUAUCAACUUCUUAUAUAAUUUAGUGGUUGGAUUGUUGUGAUAUAAACUUUGUGAUGAAUAUUGUUCACUCCACUCCAUGACUUAUUAACUAAACAAUAAAUGUAACUCAAAUUUGGUCACCUAAUCUAUUAUGAACAAAGAACUUUUACCUCAAUUCCCUCUUUCUAACCACUUCUUAUAGUUUUGACCCAAAACAUGCUUCCCAUAAUUCUUUCUUUUUAGUUAUUAGUUUUUAGGGUAAAUACAAUUUAAUAUCCAAACCUUUCAUUUUAAACAAUAUAAUAGCCAAACCUUUUCAAAAACAAUUUAAUAUCCAAAUCGUCAACUUUCUGUCUGUUUGACCGUUAGUUGACACUUAAAAAAAGUUCAAAGCACGACACUUCAUCAAUAUCCAUCGAUAUCUUCUCGGAAAAACCACCAACAUAUCGUAGUUCCAAACCCGAGAAGUCCAUGACUCCACCAUGAUGGUAUAGAAUAUCUAAAUAUUCAGUCAUCUGCAAUGCCAAAACAAGAAACCAAAGUUGUAUUGUGACAAUUCCCCCUAAACAAAGCUUUUUUGAAGUGUCAACUAACGGUCAAACGAACAGAAAGUUGACGAUUUGAAUAAAAAAUUGUUUUCGUAAAGAUUUGGCUAUUACAUUAUUUAAAAUGAAAGAUUUGGAUAUUAAAUUAUAUUUACGCUAGUUUUUAUCCUUCUUCUUUUGAUACUAUUUCUUAUGAUGAAAACCUGCCCUCUUCUCUGUUUUCUUUCUCUUUUUAACUUACUUUUUCUAUUUGCAUGGCCCUAUCACAUCCAGCAUCGUGCAAGUUAGGCUCUCCAUUACCAUCAUCAUCAAUUAUUACCCAUCAUUACAAUUUGUAAUUUAGGCAUUUGACACACACUUAACAAUGGAAAAGCAAAAGAAAAGAGAGCUUAGCAAAGGAAUAUGAAGGGAUCAUGGCACACAGGGUGAUUCCAAGAACACAGUUUUGAAGCUCCAUUGGUAAACCAUGGUUCUUAAAUAGUGAAUUUUGAACCAUGCAUGCUUUCUUUCGAUAAAAGCAAAGAUGGAGACUUAACAUGGAACAUAAUGGAUGGAGCAGAUCAGUUCUAUUUGAUUUUGAUGCUCCUAAAUUCUCUUUUGAUAUAUAUAAAUUGCUUUUCUUUUCCCACAUGCAUAGCCAACAAAUUGGUCAGCCAGAUUGGAAUCAUUAGCAGAAUAAAGCUAUUAGUUCUUUAAUUGAUUCUUCCAAGGGCAUUUCAUUUUUUUAAUAGAAGAAGACUUAAUAGGGUUUUUUCUAGACAUGAUCAUAAGUAGCUACAUGAUCUAUCUCCUUUAAGUUUGCAGAUUGGUUAUUACACUGGUUACCCCCAGUCAACUAGCAUCCAGAAUAGCAGAAUUGGGACAAAGAAGAAGGGCUGUUAAGUCAUUUUAUCACACAGGGUAUCAUGAACAUGACAGUGAUAGUCACAGAGUCACAGACCCACUUCCAGCCUAGAAAAUCCAAACCCAAAGAAAUCCACAGAUGACAGAACAUAAAGAAAACAAAAGGUAAAUAAUAAUUAAAUUGAACUCAGAAACUAUGACUUCUUCAAGCAACAAGAACAAGAGUUGAAAAUAAUACAAAAUAGAAAAUGUAAAGAGAAGGGAGGAAGAAGACUGAGAAAUCGAGAUGAUGAAUGGUGGGGGAGAUGGAGAAAUCAAAAGCAAGCAAAUUCCUCUCUCAGGACCCACAGUUCAAACAAUGAUCAAAAGCAUACAAUAGACACAGAAGCAAAACCCCUCCUGAGUCCUGACCCCAUCCACCACUACUCCAUUUCUUUGCUUGAUUGUUUGGCUUUUGCCCUUUUCCACUUUAAUAAAACAGUUGUGAAAAGAGAGAGAGAGAGAUAGAGAGAAGGGGGGAAAAGGAAAAGGGAAGAGGGCACACAACACCACCCUCCACUCAUUAUUCCCUCCCUGCAACUCAUUGUUCACUGGUUCCCUUGAUGCUUGACACCAGAGCUAUUUCAAUCAUUCUAGCCACUCCUGGAGACUUCAUAACCAUCAGACGGGAGAUGGGAUUUCUAAGAAUUCCUCAAAUUGCUUCUCUUUGGUGAGUUUUUAGCUUCUUGGGGUCUGAAAGCUUCGAACUUUAUGUUCUUUGGUGGACCAUUGGGCGGUUGAUCUGGUUUCUUGAUUGAUUGGAUAUGAAAGGAGGAGGAAGAAGCUCUGCAGUUGUUUCCAUGGUUUCUCUGAAUUGAGAUUCACUGCUGGGAAGAUAAAGCUUCUGUUUCACUUUCAUGGUUGCAGUUGUAGGAAUUUGUUAAACUGUUGACUGCUGGUUUGUUAGGUUUCUGAAGUUUUACAUAGUGUUUUAUGCUUCUUGACUUGAUUUGGUGUAAAUGAGGUGAAAUUCUUCUUUAGACAUGGCUGAAGUUAAACUUACAAAGGUAGAGCCAGGGCACACCAAAAUUAGAAAUGUUCCAAUUGCUGUAACCCCAGAAGGGUUUUGGUGCUGUCCUUCCCCUGUAGGGUUUCAGAAAGCCACAAAACAUCAAAACCCAUUAAACAAAACCAAACUCUCUUCACCCCCUCCAAAGACAACCAUCCCAAAGAAGCAAUCUUCACAUAACAAUGAGAGAAGGUCACAGCCACCAAACCCCCCAAGAGCUGCAGUUGCUUCUGAUGAUCAUCAAAGAAGUUGUGGUGCUGAUGUACCUGCAGUUAGUGGUUCAGCUGGCAGUGAUAGAGGGCCGAGGACUAAAGUUGAGAAUGCCCCUAGGAAGGUGGCUAUUGAGUUUGGAGAUCCUGGAACCAGCGACUUGAAGGUGAUCUUGCUCGGAAAGCAAAGUUUUUGUGUGAAGUUAACUGCCCACAGGAAUGUUCUGGUUGAGAAUAGCAGAUUCUUCGCUGAGAAGCUUUCCCAUGGCGAGUCUAACUUAUCAUAUCUGGAGGUUGAUGAUUGUGAGGACAUUGAGAUAUAUGUUGAAACUGUGGGACUUAUGUAUUGCAAAGAGAUGAAGCAAAGAUUGAUCAAGCAGAGUCUGACUCGCGUGCUUCGAAUACUCAAGGUUGCUGAACUUCUCGGCUUCAGUUCAUGCAUACAAUCAUGCUUGGAAUAUCUAGAAGCUGUCCCUUGGGUUGGCCAAGAGGAAGAAGAAAAAGUUGUCUCCACAGUUCUUCGACUCCAGAACGAGGGUUUCGAAGUAUCACCAAUACUAAAACGAGUCUCUUCCCAUGCUUCUGCCCCACCUAAAGACACACUGCCCCGCAUAGUAGAACUCGUUCUCAAAAGCAACGAGGAGAGAGGGCGUCGUGAGAUGAAAUCUGUAGUCCUGAAGCUUCUUCGAGAGAACAACAACAACAGCAACCUCCCAAGCUAUGCAGCUGCCACAGAUGUAUGCAACGAAACUCUUUACAGCUCGUGUGCAAGUUGUUUGAACUCACUGCUAUCUUUGUUCAACCAAGCUUCCGAGCCUGAGUUCACUGGCAAGCCUAUGGAGAACAAGGAACCUGUUUUGAAGCAAAUAGCUUUUGAAUCCGACAACCUCUCGUGGCUGCUCGACAUUCUAGCUGACAGACAGGCAGCAGAUCGGUUUGCUGUAAUGUGGGCAGGACAAGUGGAGCUAGCAGCUUUGCAUGCAAGCCUCACAGUAUCGACUCGGUACCAUGUUAGCUGCAUCACUGGAAGGUUGUUUGUUGGCAUUGGAAAAGGGGAGCUUUUGCCAUCUAAGGACACUCGUCAGUCCUUGUUGGAGACAUGGUUGCAGCCAUUGAUCAAUGACUACAGCUGGUUGACUCACGGCUGCAGAUCUUUCGAUAGGAAAGUUGUCGAAGAAGGGAUUGGGAGGACGAUACUCACACUUCCUUUGGAGAAUCAGCAGAGCAUUUUGCUUGCUUGGUUGGGAAGUUUCUUGAAGGCUGGUGAUAACUGCCCAAAUCUGCAGAGGGCAUUUGAGGUUUGGUGGAGGAGAUCCUUCAUCAGACCUUAUAGUGAAACUCAAGGUAGUGAUGAUAUUCGACUCCCGCAGCAGCCAGUUGAUUGUGCAGUGAUAUCAGAACAAUGAAACAUCUAUUGUAUCACUGGUUGAUGAAGUUUGUAUACUGCUGAAUGAUAUUUCUACAUGCUGUGGAAGAGUGUUUGUGCUGUCUUCUCCACUCAAACCAAUUUACCAGAACACCUUUCUAGGCUAUACAGUGAAGUUGGCUAUUUGUGUUGAUGAUUCUACUUUUUAAAGUGUGCUGUGUGUAGAGUUAUUGCAAACUCUGCUGAAUUUUGUGUUGAUUGCUCAAUGUAGGAAAAGUGCAAUGUACAUGCGAGUUAAGUACCAUAGCAGGGAAACAUGUGAGUGUCCUCUGCUAUAUAUACAAGUUCCUUUACUCGAUGGUUGGAGUUCUAGUGCAUAACCUAGCAUGGUUGGUCACUGACAUUACAAAAAACGUUCAAGUUUGGUCACUCAAAAUAUUUAAAUCCAUUGAUGGUACUUCAGUUUACUGAAACCGUUCACGUUUGGUCACUCUCCGUCCAACUCCGUUAACUUUGGCUGAUGUGGCAGUCAACUCUCAUAGUUGACCGUUAACUUAGUGACGUGGCAAUUAAAAAAUAAUAAAUAAAAUAAAAUUUAAUCUAUUUUAAUGUCCAACUCAUUUUUAGCAUAAAAUAAAUAAAUAUUAUAAUCUAUA
Messenger RNA from Linum trigynum, 6683 nucleotides. The record is from the annotation of a GenBank genome assembly. NCBI's taxonomy places the organism in Eukaryota, Viridiplantae, Streptophyta, Magnoliopsida, Malpighiales, Linaceae.